AUGGCGAUGAGGUCACAUCAGAAACACUAUGCCAUUUGUAUCUUUUCUAACGGACAAGAAUUCUAUCAACACGGACUUAUGCUACAGAUCAAUGGAGUAGAACAUAUGCAAGAUCUUCGUCAUUCGGUCGUGCAAGGCAACGGAUUGUUCCGUCUUGGGAUUGGAGGAUUACGAUUUGAAGACGGAUGUUAUACCGGUGAGGUGACACGGUUAGACGAUGUAGUAUCUGCACCACUACCUCUUUUACAACCAUGGUCGAAGCCAUCGCAUGUGAUUACCACUCAAUCUACACCCACACGUAAAGUAAGUCGGCCUAGACCUUGUUCGAUGCGAAUCAGUAGUUCAGCACCCAAUCAUCACUAUGUAGCUGCUUCUAGUUGUCCUGGUUCGGUGUAUCGAAAGACAUGGGCUAUGGAUUUUAGUAAGAAGCCUAGUUCACCGCCUCCUACCCCAACAUUUAAAAAACAACACACUAAACUACCUUUGAGUCAAAGCGUGGAAGAUAUGUAUGCACAGUUUUGUAUGAUGGUAUGGAAAUAUGUUUCAGAAAACGAAAGAUGGAUAAUGCAAUACGAUUGGUAUGUGCAACAGGGAAAUCGUGAGGCGAUGGUGUGGUGGGGAGCUCAUAUUUUACCCUUGACAUUUGAAGAGAAAAUGUCAGUUUUGAGCACCGAUUCUGUACGCGAACGGAUGGUGAUGUUGAUCACUUUGAUCAACAAAUGA
Messenger RNA from Mucor mucedo, 723 nucleotides. RefSeq lists its product as uncharacterized. Lineage: Eukaryota; Fungi; Mucoromycota; Mucoromycetes; Mucorales; Mucoraceae. The transcript has a single exon. The record is from RefSeq and is a predicted model, not a curated record. Bases 1 to 723 code for a protein of 240 amino acids.